Trichoderma asperellum CBS 433.97 is the source of this 1617-nucleotide messenger RNA. RefSeq lists its product as uncharacterized. Gene Ontology annotation, molecular function: DNA-binding transcription factor activity, RNA polymerase II-specific; zinc ion binding. NCBI's taxonomy places the organism in Eukaryota, Fungi, Ascomycota, Sordariomycetes, Hypocreales, Hypocreaceae. Gene Ontology annotation, biological process: regulation of DNA-templated transcription. The record is from RefSeq and is a predicted model, not a curated record.
AUGGGGCGCCUUAGCCGUGGAUGUCUGCGCUGCCGGCAGCGUCGUGUCCGUUGCGAUGAGGGACGGCCAUCUUGCCAGCGCUGUAUCCAACGCAACGAGGUUUGUGAGGGUUAUCGCGAUGAAUCUUCACUCAUAUUUCGCUACGAGACAGAAAAGGUGAUCGAGUACUCGCGCGCAAAACAAAUGGUAUUUCCACCAAGUUACAAGGACUCCUCGCAUUCUUCCCCGCAGAAGCGAAGCAAAUUCAUUUAUGCAAGCUCAGCUUCUCGACGACGGCAUUCUGUUUCGGGGCCGAGCGCGGAACCCUCAUCACUCACACUGAAGGAAGCUUCGGGUAUCACGUUGCGCAAUCCCCAGCCUUGGCUGAAAGGACCGCCAGCGCGAUUACAACCGCCAUUGGAACAACAGGCUAUAGAUCAAUUCAUAGAUAGAUAUGUCCUUUAUCCCUGCAAUCAGACGUCUUGUCCCGGCUUCCUUGAGCAUUUGCCUUGCAUGUUUAAUGAGGUCAACGUUGAGGGCCGGUAUGCGCUACGCUGGGCUGUGCAAGCGGCAGCAUUUGCAGACAUCUCGAAAAACCAAGAAAGCAACGCGCUUGCAAGCAAGGCUUUUCAGUGCUAUGGUAUGGCACUCAGCGCUUUGGGAGAGUCGCUCUCUACACCAGGCAAAGAGCCAGAUGAUUAUGAUCUAAUGACAGUGGUUGUGCUAGAUAUUUUCGAGACAUUAUAUACACCCAACAAAGUUAGCAAAGGAUCUCAUGUCCAAGGAAUGGCACAAAUCCUUCGUUUGCGUGGCAGUGAUCUGGUCUACAACUCGCGCGGCUGGAGUCUCUUUCGACUUGCACAACAUCGAAUUCAAAAGCAUCGAUUAACGUAUGACAUGCAGCAAAUCCCCGAGACAUCAUACUUGCUCAAGGAGUUGAAUGACAGCGAGCCCUCCGCCCGCCUCGAGAAGAAUGCCGACGACAUCGGCGGGACCUGCAAGCGGGCGCGGACUUUGUUAGGCCUUAUUAUUGCAAAUAGGCUACCAGCGUCGACCGUUGUCGACAUGAUCAAGGAGUUGCAUUCAUCAGACCAGGAAGCAGUGAGUUGGCGGCAGACAUCACAGUGGUCUUUUACCACCUUUACCGUAUCAGAACGACCAGAUCUUUCUCCAGCAGCACGUGGCAUCACAGAGACUAUCCAACUGCAUUCGGAUGUAUGGAUGGCCUACGAGUGGAACUAUCACAGGACAGCGCGAAUCGCCUUUCUGCAACAACUGCUGCAAUGCUCCAAAGCUGCUCUGGAAACCCCAGAUCUAGAAGAGGUCGAUAGGCAGACGCUAAGCAAUACAAUUGCAGAGUGCAUUUCUACGGUUCAGUGGCUAGCUGAUGAGUUCCUCGCUACCGUUCCUCAGUCCUUCGGGGAUGUUAAUCACAUGGGCCUACUCCAUGACUGCAAAGACGGCCCACCUCGCUGUCGCGCCAUCGGCGGGUACCUACUUCUUUGGCCGACCCGUGUGGUCAAGGCCGAAACAUCUGCGACAAGUGUGGCUCAAAAAGAGCGCGCGUGGAAGGUGUUUGAAAAGAUUCGCGAAUGUACUGGAAUGAAAGAUCUUCUCGGCGACAAGAGUAUCAUUUGA